This is a messenger RNA of Anarrhichthys ocellatus (wolf-eel), 515 nucleotides long. Its product is annotated as unconventional myosin-Ic-A-like. Gene Ontology annotation, molecular function: ATP binding; microfilament motor activity; actin filament binding. The coding region runs from base 46 to 501 and encodes 151 amino acids. The record is from RefSeq and is a predicted model, not a curated record. Gene Ontology annotation, cellular component: myosin complex; actin cytoskeleton; cytoplasm. Gene Ontology annotation, biological process: endocytosis; actin filament-based movement; actin filament organization. The transcript is spliced from 3 exons. Lineage: Eukaryota; Metazoa; Chordata; Actinopteri; Perciformes; Anarhichadidae.
CCCCCCCCCCUCCUCCAGGUGGUGGCCAGUGACGGUGUUCGGGCUAUGAUGGAGUCGGCCCUGACAGCCAGAGACCGGGUGGGCGUGCAGGACUUUGUCCUCCUGGAGAACUACACCAGCGAGGCCGCCUUCAUAGAGAACCUACGCAAGCGCUUCAAAGAGAACCUCAUCUACACGUACAUCGGCUCGGUGCUGGUGUCCGUGAACCCGUACAAAGACCUGGAGAUCUACAACAAGAACCACAUGGAGCGGUACCGCGGAGUCAACUUCUACGAGGUGUCGCCACACAUCUACGCGGUGGGCGACAACUCGUACCGCUCCAUGAGGACGGAGAGGAAGGACCAGUGCAUCCUCAUCUCCGGGGAGAGCGGCGCCGGGAAGACGGAGGCGUCCAAGAAGAUCCUGCAGUACUACGCCGUCACCUGUCCGGCCAGCGAGCAGGUGCAGACCGUCAAGGACCGCCUGCUGCAGUCCAACCCGGUGCUGGAGGUGAGAUGUUGAGGCAUUAAUGUCUG